CCCACUUUUUAAAAUUCAGUUAUUGUAAAUAUUUGAAGGCUACAUUUUCUAAAGGAAUAGCUGAAUGGCUACAUAAAAAAUAAAGUGAAUUUUCUAAAAGAUUAAGUAGCAUUUGGUGGCUCUCACGGGGUUCUGGUCUGUCAAAAACUGGACCAAAUGGCUCUUUUGGUGUUAAAGGUUGCAGAUUCCUGUCUUAAAAUUAUCUGAUUUCUAAAGUUCAUGGCAACACAUCUGAUUUGAUUAUAGUAAUCUGAUUUCUCUUAGAUUUAUAAUAAAUAUAUUUUUAAUAUAUUUUUUAAAAGCUGUACUCUUAGCUGGCUAGAAAUUCCUCCUAUAGGUAUAAAGUGGAAUAGGAUGUGAUGAUGAGAUAAAUGAUCUUGGGUAGGACAAACAAGUGAUGAAAAUAUUUUGACUGAUCUUGCUUUUAUCAAAAGGGGAAAUCCUAAAGACUAUUAACAUUUUUUUAACCAGUCAGAUGCUUGAAGAUCUAAAAGAUAAAGAUAGAGAUAAAGCCACUUUAAAUUAAAUCCAUUCCACCUGCUGAUCUAAAGAUGAAUCGUUUAUUGUACAUUCAUUCAUUCAUUUUCCUGACCGCUUCGUCCCUUUCGGGGUCGUGGGGCGCCGGAGCCUAUCCCGGCUACUGAUGGGCGAAGGCGGGGUACACCCUGGACAGGUCGCCAGUCUGUCACAGGGCCUGUUUAUUGUACAAUUUCUCCAAAUAAGAUCAGUGUAAAAUCCUACUAUGCUGAUACUUUUUCCGUUUUGGAAUUCAUAAAAGUUAAUAUUUUUAACCAUUAAAACUUUAGCGUUUUACUUGUUUUUGGUGAUUCUUUGACUUUAGUAGAAAUUAAUUGCUAGAACUAAUUACAAAUAUCAUAAUAAAAUUGAGAUAUUGCUUACACUUUCUUUAUACAAGUUCUCCUCAGCAGACAUUUUAUGAUUAUAUUUUAUUUUUUUUAAUUUUUUUUAUAUGUAAAAUCUUGUUUUCAUCAUGAACAAAUCUCAAAAACAAAGAUUUUUCAUUAAGAUAAAGCUGUUUUUUAUACUAUUUGAGCUCUCUUGUGCACAUCACCACUAAAAUAUUUUCAAAAACAUAUCAAGCAGACAACAGCAGGUGAGCACAAAGAGUUAAGUCCAUGAAAGUCAUAACCAAUCAAGUCCAAGCUCUCCAGAGCCAGCCGUCCAGAGAGCUGUGAAAAGAGGAGGUUUCAUCCUCUCUGCUCCUCUGUCCUCCUCUGCAGACCCAUGGCUUCUCCUACAACUUUGCAGAGUGACUCGACUUUUUAAACAUAUUGAUCUGGAUGGCGAGAGGGUGUGCGCGCAGAGAUGGAGUUCUGAGAAAGGAAAGCAACAAGAAAGAAUUGAUGGAACCACAACAGGUUAUGUCAACACGGCCUGAGGAGGACAAAUUGAUCUAAGAGUGUGGGAAGUUGUUUGUUGACGAUGCUGAUCAUCUGCGCUUUGGCUCUUUCCCACUGUUUCAUCACCAUCACUGCAGUGAUCGACUCUGAUGAUGUCAUCACGCGAGAUGAGCAGAUCUACGUUCUGACCGGGGUCCAGGCCAGGUGUGAACGGAGCAUCCAGACGGCCUCCGUUAAAGACGGAGAUUGCGCCCCAGAGUGGGAUGGCAUCAUCUGCUGGCCUCGGAGCCGGGCGGGUCAGCUGGUGUCAGUCCCGUGUCCAGAGUACAUCUACGACUUCAAUCACAGAGGACGAGCGUACCGCCAGUGUGAUGUCACAGGAAACUGGGAGCUGGUAACCAGUAACAACCACACCUGGGCUAAUUACACCGAGUGCACCAGAUACCUGACCUCCAACCACAGAAGCCUCGAGGAGAAGGUGUUCAAGCGGCUCCAUCUCAUGUACACUGUUGGAUAUUCUAUCUCUCUGUCAUCCCUGUUGGUCGCCGUGUCCAUCCUUUGCUAUUUCAAACGUCUCCACUGCACACGCAAUUACAUCCACAUUCACCUCUUCACCUCCUUCAUUUGUCGAGCUGUUAGCAUUUUUGUGAAGGACAGCGUGCUCUACUCCAUCACUGACGACAGCAGAGCCGAGUUUCCAGCGGAAAGGUCGUACAUGGCUGGUUGUAAAGCUGCUGUUACCUUUUUCCUGUACUUCCUGGCAACCAAUCACUACUGGAUUCUGGCGGAGGGAUUGUAUCUCCAUAGCCUCAUCUUCAUGGCUCUCCUGUCCGACAAGAACUACCUGUGGGUCCUCACCAUCAUGGGAUGGGGUAUUCCUGCUGUUUUUGUGUCUAUCUGGGUCAGCGCGCGAGCCUCGCUGGCUGAUACUCAAUGUUGGGACAUCAGUGCUGGAAAUCUAAAGUGGAUCUAUCAAGUUCCCAUUUUGGCAGGCAUUUUUGUCAAUUUUCUUCUUUUUAUUAAUAUAAUUCGGGUGUUGGCCUCAAAACUUUGGGAAACAAACACUGGCAAACUGAACCCUCGACAACAGUACAGGAAGCUCCUGAAGUCCACUCUAGUGCUCAUGCCUCUGUUUGGAGUCCACUACAUUGUCUUCAUGGCGAUUCCCUACACUGAGGUGAAUGGGCUGCUCUGGCAGGUGCAGAUGCAUUAUGAGAUGUUCUUCAACUCUUCCCAGGGUUUUUUUGUGGCAUUUAUCUACUGUUUCUGCAAUGGGGAGGUGCAGGCGGAGGUGAAGAAGGCCUGGUUAAGACGCAGCCUCACGCUUGACCUCAAGCAGAAAGCCAGGAUUACGAGCAGCGGCGGAGGCAGCUGCUACUACGGCGGCAUGGUGUCUCACGCCACCACCCACAGCGUCUGCCUGCCUGCUGCCAAUCCAAGAGCCUUCGCCGGGGAUGGAUCAGUGGUGAGGCCGGCGCGCCACGCUUCUGUCACAGCGUUACAUCCUCACUAUGUUCAACCCGGAAACCCUCAGGAGCGGCGCGGCUCGGCGGUUUUCGCCAGAAAUGUUAUCAGAGGAAAUGAUGAAUGUAAAAGUCAUGGAUCGGACGAUCCAGACGUCUCCUCAUCUCUGAAGGAGAUAGAGACCCCCAUGUAGCUGCUGCUGGAGAAUUAAUACUAGAAAAUGGUACAAUUUCUGCCGCAUGAACAAUAAGGAAAUCCUUUAUUUCCAUUGCAUCACCUCUCAAGUUGUCCAACUUAUUUUAUUUUACAUUUGUGCUAAUGUGAACUUUUUGACUUUUAUGUCACAACCUCACUUCUUUCCCAAAAUAAAACCACAUCACGUCAUUUGUGAAAGACGAAACGAGGCUACAACAGUUGCCUUAACCGACUUUAAGAGUCAGCUGUGUCUAGACACGCCGUCUAGACAAAUCUCCCCCCUUUGUCGUCGUUCUUGUGGUCUAAAUGCUCCUAUUUAUCAGCUUGACAGGACCUCUGAAGGCUGUUGCACAGAGAUUGUUUUCCCCUAACUGAUUUCUCCAUGUAACCUCUGCCCCGAAUGCCCUCGCAGCACUGUCCAGAAUUUCACACACUCCCCCUCAGGCUGCGGCUCCACAGGUUCCUGAACUGUUUUGGAGACCUGGAGCGAGAGUGACAAAGCUGCAGCACAAGGUACCCGUAUUCUCAAGAAAAACAGACAGAAAGAGCUCUUGUAAAAUCUAUUACAGACAUUGGAGUGUACAGGAGUGGAGAGGUUUACCAUUUCUUUGUGUAAAAUGUAGAAACGUGAUAAUUUAAUGGGAGUUUUGAAGGUUUGUAAAUAAACUAAGUUGAAUUUAGAGAAAUUUUGUGGCAAUUUAUUUAUUUAUUUAUUUAUUUUAUUUAUGAGCACAUGUAAAAGGUUGAACAUAUUUUACAUCCUGACACAGGGGGCGGAGCUAGAUCCUUUUAUAUGGGGGGGCAGGAAAGGCAGGUGCAAUUUGCGUCAAAUUCACCUCUCUUUUGAGGCUCGUCUAAUUCGCUACUAAACACUGUCCAAAAAUGUGCUUGACGCCCCUUAUGCUUGUGGGAGGAGCUACCACCAACUGUUUUCGCUACGUGGAGUGGUGUCUGCGUAUAUCUCACUGAAGAGAGUGGAUUUAUUUAUUUUUAAAGGCUCUACAAAAACAUGUUUCCAUGUCUGGGUUCAUGAGAUCAUGAGAUACUCACUACAUAGAUUUGCCAUUUUCUAGCGCUGUCCAAAUCUAAAA
Messenger RNA from Oryzias melastigma (Indian medaka), 4111 nucleotides. RefSeq names its product parathyroid hormone 3 receptor (gene pth3r). Lineage: Eukaryota; Metazoa; Chordata; Actinopteri; Beloniformes; Adrianichthyidae. The coding region runs from base 1444 to 3018 and encodes 524 amino acids. Gene Ontology annotation, biological process: cell surface receptor signaling pathway; adenylate cyclase-modulating G protein-coupled receptor signaling pathway. The transcript is spliced from 13 exons. Gene Ontology annotation, cellular component: plasma membrane. Gene Ontology annotation, molecular function: peptide hormone binding; G protein-coupled peptide receptor activity; parathyroid hormone receptor activity. The record is from RefSeq and is a predicted model, not a curated record.